Molecule: messenger RNA, 1293 nt
Organism: Paramecium sonneborni
Lineage: Eukaryota; Ciliophora; Oligohymenophorea; Peniculida; Parameciidae
Source: the annotation of a GenBank genome assembly
AUGUAUAUUUUAUUUUGCUUAUUACUUGAAGCUUUACUUACGAAUAGCUUAAUUAAAGAAUUUUAAGCAAUUCAGAAUUAUUUGCUUAUUGAAAUAUUCAGUGAUGAUUGGCUUAAUAUGAAAAUUGAAGUUGCAGAAAACUAAGUUAUAAUGAGUGAAAUAGCAUAAGAUAGCACUCAAUAUUUAUAAUUGUACUACAAACUAAAAAUUGGAUAAUAAUAUAAAUUGGAUAUUUUUACUUUACCAGAUAGCAAUGUUACAAUUAAUGAAGUGCCUUUUAGAACUUGCCCCAAUAAUUGUUCGAAUUAUGGAGAUUGCUAAAACUUGGAAUGCCGUUGUUAAAUUAUGACUGCAGGGUAUUAUUAAUUAAUAAACAUUAAGAGAAAGAUGUUAAUUUUAAGUUGUUUAACUUUAUAAUAAAACUCAAUAUUCCGAAAGCCUAAAAUCUCAUUAAACAAUAAUAAUUGCGGCUUUUUAUUUGCAAGCUCAACUAUUAGAUGAUUAGGAGUACUAAUUUAUAAAAUUUUGAGUUAGACAAGAAAUCUCCAAAUUCAGUCAUCCUCCUCUAUAGAUUCAAAAAUUUAUUUACUUUAACCUUUUGAAUAUCCUUCAUAAAAAUUAAUUUAAGAAAAACUAAUUUAUGAUGGAUAGUUGUUAUCUAUUCCUGUUGAGUUAGAUUAUUCUAGUAAAUUUGAAAAAUAUCAUAUAAAAGCCAGCUACUAUUCUUUUAUUUUAGUAUUAAAAAAUACAAAUUCUUAAACAUAAGAUAUGGUUCUGAAAUAUUAACUACUUGAUAAUGAUUAAAAAUUUUAAGAUUUUAUUUUAGUUGCAAUAUUGAGUGUAAUUUCAUUCAUAAUUCUUUUAAUAAUAAUCUAUAUUGUUAGAAGAAGAUGUUAAUAUUUAUAAUCAACUUAAAUAAAAGAAAAUUAAGAAGAUUAAUCAGAAAAUAUUGUUAUUUAAUUAAUGCCUAUAGUGAAUCCAGUGAAAGAUUAAGAUUGUGUAAUAUGUUUAGAUCCAUUAGAUAAUAGAUUAUGUAGACAAACUCCUUGCAAACAUGUCAUGCAUGAUAAUUGUUUAAAAUAAUGGAUAUAAAAAUAAUUGACGUGUCCAAUGUGCAGAGAAACAUUAAAUGAUUUAGAAUAUGUACCUAGGACAUUCAAAUCAAGAAAUCAAACAUCAAAUACUUUUAUUCUCAGUCAUUAAGGUUAGCCAAUUGUAUAAAGUGAUAGAAAUUCAGUUCGUUCUAUGAUAAUUACUAGAAACAGAUCAAGUAGAUUGGCUGUUUUUUAAUGA